AUGUUCUACCCACGUACCAAUCUCGUCAUCGCCACUCUCGCGCUCUCCGGGCUGGCCGCUCCUUUGUCGCCUAGACAGGACCAGAACCAGGGCCAACCCAUCAGUGUCGGCAUUCACGCAAACCGCUCAGCCCCUGCCUCUGAGGUAUUCGGAACAACUUUCGAUAAACCGAACUUUACCACUCUGCCAACAGGGUUGGCAACCACAGAAAUUGCUAAUUGUUCAACAAGCUCUGGAUCUGUGUCCAAGAGCGAAAAGGAUCGUCGUGUCGAUCUCAAAUUGACCGAUUGUUCUGGACUGUAA
This is a messenger RNA of Rhizoctonia solani, 303 nucleotides long. RefSeq lists its product as uncharacterized. Lineage: Eukaryota; Fungi; Basidiomycota; Agaricomycetes; Cantharellales; Ceratobasidiaceae. The transcript is spliced from 4 exons. Bases 1 to 303 code for a protein of 100 amino acids. The record is from RefSeq and is a predicted model, not a curated record.